Arvicola amphibius (Eurasian water vole) is the source of this 1082-nucleotide messenger RNA. RefSeq names its product tropomodulin 2 (gene Tmod2). The transcript has 9 exons. Lineage: Eukaryota; Metazoa; Chordata; Mammalia; Rodentia; Cricetidae. Gene Ontology annotation, cellular component: myofibril; striated muscle thin filament. Gene Ontology annotation, molecular function: tropomyosin binding. Gene Ontology annotation, biological process: myofibril assembly; pointed-end actin filament capping; muscle contraction. Bases 1 to 1056 code for a protein of 351 amino acids. The record is from RefSeq and is a predicted model, not a curated record.
AUGGCACUCCCCUUUCAGAAGGAGCUGGAGAAAUACAAGAACAUCGAUGAGGAGGAGCUUCUUGGCAAGCUCUCAGAGGAGGAGCUGAAACAGUUGGAAAAUGUUCUGGAUGACCUAGAUCCCGAGAGUGCGAUGCUACCGGCUGGAUUCCGACAGAAAGACCAGACCCAGAAAGCAGCCACUGGCCCAUUUGAUCGAGAGCACCUCCUCAUGUACUUGGAGAAGGAGGCACUGGAACAAAAAGACAGGGAGGACUUUGUGCCCUUCACAGGAGAAAAGAAAGGGAGAGUGUUUAUCCCCAAAGAAAAGCCUGUAGAAGCUCCGAAAGAAGAAAAAGUGACUCUGGACCCAGAGCUGGAAGAAGCCUUGGCCAGCGCCUCUGACACUGAACUCUACGAUCUUGCAGCUGUCCUUGGAGUCCACAAUUUGCUCAACAAUCCGAAGUUUGAUGAAGAAACGACCAAUGGCAAAGGCCACAAGGGGCCUGUAAGGAAUAUUGUCAAAGGUGAAAAAGCCAAACCAGUAUUUGAGGAGCCACCGAACCCCACAAAUGUGGAAGCAAGUCUGCAGCAGAUGAAGGCCAAUGACCCCAACCUGCAAGAGGUCAACCUCAACAACAUCAAGAACAUUCCAAUCCCAACCCUGAAGGAAUUUGCCAAGGCUCUGGAGACCAACACCCAUGUGAAGAAGUUCAGCCUGGCUGCAACCCGCAGCAAUGACCCCGUGGCCCUUGCUUUUGCUGAUAUGUUGAAAGUCAACAAGACCUUAAAAAGUCUAAACGUAGAAUCCAAUUUCAUCACUGGAACUGGGAUCCUGGCCCUGGUGGAAGCCCUGCGGGAGAAUGACACCUUGACAGAGAUCAAGAUUGACAACCAGAGGCAGCAGUUGGGAACCGCUGUGGAGAUGGAGAUAGCCCAGAUGCUGGAGGAGAACUCAAGGAUCCUCAAGUUCGGGUACCAGUUUACCAAGCAAGGGCCACGGACAAGAGUGGCAGCUGCCAUCACAAAAAAUAAUGACCUGGUUCGCAAGAAGAGAGUUGAAGGAGACCGGAGGUAAGCCUCCAUCAAAAGAGGUGAAGUCAC